UUUAUUAUGUCGUGUUCGAAUGGGCAACACGUCAAUAGAUCAAAUAGUAACAGAUACGGAAACUGUUUUGAGUGUGGUGUUGCAAGAAUUGGAUCCGGGUGGUGCACUUGCGAUAUUGGUGCUCUAGUGAAUAAUUUUAGUAAUUGGACAAGUGGAAAUAAAGACCUCGAUUAUGUAAUCCAGGAAACUCAAAAGAAUGCCACCGAGAGCAUUGACUUCUUUGAGUGGAUUUCGUGGGAUCAACUCAUUCUUACUGAGUAUUUAGGAAAGGGAUCAUUUAGCACUGUUUAUUCAUCAUAUUGGAUUGAAGGACCUCGAUGGAUUUGGGAUGAAGAAAGCGAAGACUGGACGAGAAAUGGACCUAUUAAGGUUGCUAUAAAAAGAAUUGAUAAUUCUCAUAAUAUAACCAAAGAAUAUUUAAAUAAGAUUCUAAAACAUCACAGAUGCAUUCAAAGCGGUUCUGUCGCAGAUUGUUUUGGAAUGACACGAGAUACCACGGGGUGUUACGCGUUCGUAAUGAGGUUCUAUGAAAAUGGAAAUCUCUACCAAUAUCUCGAUCAUGUUAUGGGCAUUCUUUGUUGGAGGGACAUUAUUGAUAUGCUUUGGGGAAUUUCUGGCGGUUUGGAUCAAAUUCAUAAGGAUGGUCUUUGUCACGGAAAUCUUCAUGGUGGGAACCUAUUGGUGGAAAAUGAACCAGAAUCUAUUGAUACAAGAAUUGCUGACUUAGGAGAUUGGGUCACGGCCAUCUGUGAUGAUCCAGACCCAUCACCACUUUCGGAUCAAUUCGAUGCAGCUGAAGAAAAAAAAUUUGCAAACUUAGAAAGUAAAAUAUUCGUUCCACCAGUUAUUCAUUCUCAGGCAAAAUACACCAGCCAACCAUUACAUUUUCCUGAAUUACGAGUCUAA
Acaulospora morrowiae is the source of this 906-nucleotide messenger RNA. The record is from the annotation of a GenBank genome assembly. NCBI's taxonomy places the organism in Eukaryota, Fungi, Glomeromycota, Glomeromycetes, Diversisporales, Acaulosporaceae.